AAAACUCCGUUUUACUGUGAAUUAUCUUUGCUUGCCGUUUGAAACAACAACAACAAACAACAAACAACGAAGUUACAAAAGUGCAAAUCGAGCUCUUUGCAUGAUGUUGGUCGCCUGUGUUUGGUCUUUGUAGGAUUUGCAUGUGGUUGUGUUCUGGGAAUUCCAUGCUAUCUCUGUAAGCUUCUUUCUGGGGACUUGGCAAAUGUGCAAGACAAUCAACGUGCGUGCACUGCGUGGCUAUGUAUUGGGUUUUGGAAUAGAGAUUUGCUCUGGGAUUUUCAGAAAUGUUUGAUUGGAACGACGAAGAGCUUUCAAAUAUAAUAUGGGAUGAGGGUGCUGAGAGUGGUGACCAUAUUGUGCCUUAUCCUGAGGCAAGUGAAGAUUAUUGCAACAAGAAAGAAUGGAACCAAGAUGCUGCUAACAUCAAGCCUACUGAGCAGAGGAAAGCUGGGUCUAAAAUUGGUUUACAUGGCAGGAAGCUGGAGAGCAGUUCUGACCUUGACACCAAUGAAGAUAUUACUACUUCAGGAUUUGGCAUGGAUUCAUGGCCUGAUUUGUCCUUAUCCAAUGCUGCCAAAACUGAUCAGGAUUCCAUGGGUACUGAAGUAUCUAACGACUUGACUGAAAGUGGAAAAUAUAAUUCAGGAAGAGAGGCGGCUCAACUUGAUAAAGAUGCUGAAAUUUUUCAAAAUACCCAUGAAGGUAAAGAACAAGGUGAUUUGGUUGACUAUGACUGGGUUAACAUUGGAAGCUUUGACGAUUUCGAUCGAAUUUUUAGCAAUGAAGAUCCAAUUUUUGGCAAUGUGAGUCUUGGUAGUGCUGAUGAGCUAUGGUCUUCUUCUAAAGAUGUAGCUAACAGCCCAGUAAAAACUUUCCCCACAUCUGCGGAUUCACCAAAUCCGGUGUCAGGAGGACUAAGGAAUGCAUCUGAGCAAUUGGAAAAUAAAACAGAAUAUUUGCGACACAAUGACCUGUCAUAUACUAUUGGCCAUGGGAAAAUCAAAGAUCUGGCACUUCAUGAUAUGCAGAAUGCACGUGCAAUCUCAGAUCAUGUGGAAUAUGCUGGAGGUAAACGUAAGCCAAUAGAUAAGGAGAAGACAGAUAUCGACAUGGUAAGGAAGACCUCUGCAGCGACCUCUCGACCAGCUGUUGAAAAUGUUGUGAACACCAAUGAGUUUAUAGAUAAGGCUUCUAAGCAAACAAGAGGGUUGAAAAGUCGGAGAAAAUCAGAGGUGAAGAGUGAGGGGAAGACAUUGCCACAUUUGUAUGGGACCUGGUCUCCAUCGAGAAACCCGUCUAGACAAUUUGAGAACCAAUUGGCUCCCCCCAUGCUACAAUCUCCUCCCUCUUCAAUGCUCAAUCAACAUAGGCAGAUUCCAGGACCCGAGUCUUUGCAAUAUCAGCAUGUUGCCAAUCCAUUUGUGGCUCCAGCGGCAUACGGGAAUCUCACAAAUCCAUACCCAGCCAUGCCUGUGCUUGCCCACAUUCAGUUUGCUGAGCCUAAGCAUCAACCUUUGCUUUCUGCUCAUGAAGGUUAUCCAGGUGGUGCAAAUCCUGUUAGCAAGUCAGUGAAAACCCCUGUGCAACCUCUGACCAUGACACCUCAGGAAAAAAUUGAAAAAUUAAGGAGGCGGCAGCAAAUGCAGGCAAUGUUUGCCAUUCAGAAACAACAGCAACAAUUCAGUCAUCAAGUCCCAUCUAGCAAUCAUUCCAUCACUCAAAUAUGUCCUCCAGAUAGCCAAAAUCAGCACUUUGAGGAAGCUGAUCUUGAAGUUGAAGAUAUAAACACUCUCCCUUCUCUGGAUCCUAACUCACCUAUUGAACAAGAUGAUUCCGAUACAGUCCCUGUGGCAGUUGAUUAUUCAGUGGAGGACACAAUACUUUACAGGCUUCAAGAUAUUACUUCAAAGUUGGACAUGAAAUUAAGACUUUGUAUACGGGAUAGCUUGUUCCGGUUGGCUCAAAGUGCAAUGCAAAGGCAUUAUGCUAGUGAUACAAGCAGUACCAACAAAAGUAGCUGGGGUGAACAUGAAGUCAUUGCAAAAGAAGAAAUCAAUGGUUGUAACAGGUAUUCAGGGAUGCCUGACAUAGAAACAGAUACCAAUCCCAUAGACCGAACUGUGGCUCAUUUGCUCUUUCAUAGGCCUUUGGAGUUCCCAGGAAAACAUCCUGAUACCCCUGAAUCACCUAUUUCCGCAAAGCUUCCAUGUGAACGCAGAGCAGCAGGCUUAGCAAACUUGCCAAUGGUGGGGUGCUUGCCAGAGAGUACAAAGAGUAUACAAAACUUUCCCCACCAGGAAUCUAAGAUUUCUUGCCCAUUGGCUGAGCCCCAACAUGCGGAUCAAUUUAAGAGCGGUCCUUGCAUAGACACUUCAAAGAAUGCUUCAAACAAUGAGCCUGCAGAUGGUGGAGCUAUGGCGGUGGAAGCCUCUAAAUGAAUGGAGAAAUUUUUUAGAGUUCUAUUAGGCCUACUGGAUCUUUAUCAAGUGUGGAUCAUGGAACCUCAAACAUCAUUAUAAUGGAAGACCCUAGAAAAAUUGCGCCUGUGCAUGUUUCAAGUAGUAUGUUCAAUAUAACUAUGUAUCUCUGUUUCAAGGUUGACUGGUCUGUAUCCUUAUGGUGAUGAAUGUCGAGUGUAUGAUUUAAUAUGUAUUGUGUCUGAUGCGUGAAAUAGUGAUCCUACUUAAUAAUUUUUAGUCUUGGCAGAUACAUACAUGCCAAUUCUGUGAGGAUGGCCACUAACUAAUUAUUCUGAAAACUUCAUUAUGAAAUUGGUGUGCUGUCUGCUUAUCUUAAAAAUAGUCUCUUAUGAUAA
Molecule: messenger RNA, 2815 nt
Organism: Alnus glutinosa
Lineage: Eukaryota; Viridiplantae; Streptophyta; Magnoliopsida; Fagales; Betulaceae
Product: protein LNK2
Exons: 9
Coding region: 285-2438 (717 amino acids)
Biological process (GO): circadian rhythm; regulation of DNA-templated transcription
Source: RefSeq, a predicted model, not a curated record